UGUUGUGGUCAGAGUGACUCCCAAUAAGCUCCCUGAACAUGAUCACUAUAAAACUGCCACUGCACAGGACCGCGAAAUGUACCAUUCCAUUCUCCCAAAACAAGUUUAGAACGAGGAUGGCUGCAGCGGCGAAGUCAAAGCAUUUCGUAGCGGUGCAUGGCGUCGGCCAUGGGGCUUGGGUGUACUACAAGCUGAAGCCACGCGUCGAGGCUGCCGGGUACCAGUUCACCCCCGUCAGCCUGGCGGCUGCAGGUAACAAUGGGAAGAAGCUGGAAGAGGUUCGGUCUUUGCAUGAUUACACCACGCCGUUGUUGGAGGUUUUGGCGGCCGUCCCGGAGGGAGAGAAGGUGAUACUCAUUGGACACAGCGGCGGUGGAUAUGCAGCUGCCUACGGCAUGGAGAAAUACCCGGAGAAGAUCUCUGUUGCUGUUUUCUUGAAUGCGCUUAUGCCUGAUUCCAAAAACAAGCCUUCCUAUGUUAUUGACGAGUAUCUAGCGAGGACUCCACCAGAAGCCUGGAUGGACACCCAGUUCCCAACCUACGGUGAUCCCCCAAUCACAGCAUUGGUGGUUGGACCCAAGUUCAUCUCUGAGUCCCUUUACAACCUCUCCCCUCUUGAGGACCAAGCACUAGGGCACCUGUCUGUGAGGCCAGGCUCAUUGUUCAUGGAAGACUUAGCCACAAUGGAUAAGUUCUCAGAUGAGAAAUUCGGGUCUGUUCCUCGGGUUUAUGUGAUCGCAGCUGAGGACAAAACCAUACCCCCAUCUUUCCAGAAAUGGCAGAUUGAAAACAAUCCAGUGGUGGAGGUGAAGGAGAUCAAAGGUGCUGAUCACAUGCCUAUGUUUACUCAGCCAGAUGCACUCUGCAAGUGUCUGGUCGAGAUUGCAGAAAAACAUGGCUAAGUUUGCUGGUUUUUGAGUUUUGCUGCAUCUUUUCCUUUGCCGUAUUGCCCAAGUUUAAAUAAUAAAUUCAUGAGAGAAUGUCCAUUUUCUUAUAAGUAAAAUAUUUAUUUGUAUCCAGACAGCGUCGUACCAAAUGAGAUGAGACCUCCAUUUGAUGGUU
Messenger RNA from Sesamum indicum (sesame), 1062 nucleotides. Its product is annotated as salicylic acid-binding protein 2. Gene Ontology annotation, molecular function: methyl indole-3-acetate esterase activity; methyl salicylate esterase activity; methyl jasmonate esterase activity. Lineage: Eukaryota; Viridiplantae; Streptophyta; Magnoliopsida; Lamiales; Pedaliaceae. The record is from RefSeq and is a predicted model, not a curated record. Gene Ontology annotation, biological process: jasmonic acid metabolic process; salicylic acid metabolic process.